AGAAGAAGAAGCAGAAGAAGAAGAAGAAGAAGAAGAAGAAGAAGAGGCGCUACUCAGGGUGCCCAAAACUUUUGGAGAAACGUCACAAUCUGAAGUGAACUCGGUCAAGUCGUGAGAUCUUGUGUCCAGGACCGCAUCAGUGUAGAAUAAUGAUGUAAAGAUGGCGGAGCUACAAAUGCUUUUGGAAGAAGAAAUUCCAGCCGGUCGGAGAGCGUUACUGGAUAGUUUUACGAAUCUCGAAAGAGUUGCUGAUUACUGCGAAAGCAACUAUGUGCAGUCCCCAGAUAAGCACCGAGCCCUGGAGGAGACAAAGGACUAUACGUCCCAGUCCCUGGCCAGUGUAGCCUAUCUGAUCAACACCUUGGCUAAUAAUGUCCUCCAAAUGCUUGAUAUCCAGGCAUCGCAGCUCCAACGCAUGGAGUCCUCCAUCAACCAUAUCUCUCAGACGGUGGACAUCCACAAGGAGAAGGUGGCAAGGAGAGAGAUUGGAAUCCUGACUACCAAUAAGAACACAUCUCGCACCCACAAAAUCGUUGCUCCAGCCAAUCCGGAGAGGCCAGUACGCUACAUCCGUAAACCCAUAGAGUACAAUGUGCUGGAUGACAUCGGCCAUGGAGUCAAGGUCAACAGCCAGAAUAUGAAGAUGGGUGGAGGUCUCCCUCGAACCAACCCCCCAACCCAGAAACCGCCCAGCCCCCCCAUGCCAGGGAUGGGAACCAUUGGGCGCCACUCCCCCUAUCGGACGCUGGAGCCCGUUCGUCCUCCUGUGGUCCCUAACGACUAUGUUCCCAGCCCCACACGCAGCAUGGCCCAGCAGGAGAUUCCUGUACUCACCACUACAGUUAACCAGCGGACACGCACCUACAGCAGUCACCCCGACAGCAGUGGAGGCAGUCACCCCAACAGCAGUGGAGGCAGUCACCCCGACAGCAGUGGAGGCAGUCACCCCAACAGCAGUGGAGGCAGUCACCCCGACAGCAGUGGAGGCAGUCACCCCGACAGCAGUGGAGGCAGUCACCCCGACAGCAGUGGAGGCAGUCACCCCGACAGCAGUGGAGGCAGUCACCCCGACAGCAGUGGAGGCAGUCACCCCGACAGCAGUGGAGGCAGUCACCCCGACAGCAGUGGAGGCAGUCACCCCGACAGCAGUGGAGGCAGUCACCCCAACAGCAGUGGAGGGAGUCACCCCAACAGCAGUGGAGGCAGUCACCCCAGCAGCAGUGGAGGCAGUCACCCCAACAGCAGUGGAGGCAGUCACCCCAACAGCAGUGGAGAGAACAGUGGGAGUGGCUCUGUAGGAGUACCCAUCGCUGUGCCAACAGCCUCUCCAACAGGGACCUCUUCUCCUGCUACCCAAUCCCCACCGUCCGCACCUGACCGCGCCCCUAACACUGAGGCCCAAUCGGCUGAGGCUGUAGCCGAGGCCCCUCUUCCCGCCCAAUAUCCUCUCUCUGCUGCAGCCAUCUCGGCAGAAGUCUCAGAUGCACCUCCUCCUGCAGAGGAGGAGGAGUCAGCCGUGAUUGAGUACAGUGACCCCUAUGCCGAGGAGGACCCUCCCUGGGCCCCACACACCUACCUGGAGAAAGUUGUCGCCAUCUACGACUACGCAGCAGACAAGGAGGACGAGCUGUCGUUCAACGAGGGCUGUAUCAUCUAUGUGAUCAAGAAGAACGACGAUGGCUGGUACGAGGGGACUAAGACUGGUACCUCCGGGCUCUUCCCUGGUAACUACGUAGGAUCCAUCAUGCAUAACGCAGACUGAGGCCACCUUCCCUCCAAGCCCCAACCCCAGAGACACACUCUGAACCACAUCCCAGAAGAGAACAGGGAGGAGAUAGCUGUGUACCCAAUGCAUGGAUAACAUGUAUCUAUAUACGGGUUGUACAGACUACCAUGCAGACUAAUUAGUGUACCUGUAUACGGGGUGUACAGACUACCAUGCAGACUAAUUAGUGUACCUGUAUGCGAGGUGUACAGACUACCAUGCAGACUAAUUAGUGCAUUGGGGUGUAAAAAGGAGACAUUGAAGAUAAUUGGUGGAGGAGACUUGGAUUACUGACUCAGGAAAAGAGGAAGAGGAGUGGAGAAUCAAGACUGGGCUUCUGCUCACUGUGGAGUGAGAGACACACUACCAUACACCACCGAAACUCAAGUAAUAACUACCAAUAACAAUCAUUUCUAAGACAUAUGAAGGAUAAACUGUUUUAAUAAAAACAACUAUUUUAUUCCCUGUGUUUGGAAGGAAAGAUGAGGAAAGAUUAUCCUGAGGAAAAGAAACGAGUGGUCACAGCGGAGCGCUCCGUGGACUGGACUGGUAUGGAUCGCUCCGUGGACUGGACUGGUAUGGAGCGCUCCGUGGACUGGACUGGUAUGGAGUGCUCCGUGGACUGGACUGGUAUGGAGCGCUCCGUGGACUGGACUGGUAUGGAGCGCUCCGUGGACUAGACUAGACUGGUAUGGAGAGCUCCGUGGACUAGACUGGUAUGGAGAGCUCCGUGGACUAGACUAGACUGGUAUGGAGCGCUCCGUGGACUAGAAUGGUAUGGAGCGCUCCGUGGACUGGACUGGUAUGGAGCGCUCCGUGGACUGGACUGGUAUGGAGCGCUCCGUGGACUGGACUGGUAUGGAGCGCUCCGUGGACUGGACUGGUAUGGAGCGCUCCGUGGACUGGACUGGUAUGGAGCGCUCCGUGGACUGGACUGGUAUGGAGCGCUCUGUGGACUGGACGGGUAUGGAGCGCUCCGUGGACUAGACGGGUAUGGAGCGCUCCGUGGACUAGACUGGUAUGGAGCGCUCCGUGGACUAGACUGGUAUGGAGCGCUCCGUAGACUGGUAUGGAGCGCUCCGUGGACUAGACUGGUAUGGAGCGCUCCGUAGACUGGUAUGGAGCGCUCCGUGGACUAGACUGGCAUGGAGCGCUCCGUGGACUAGACUGGCAUGGAGCGCUCCGUGGACUAGACUGGCAUGGAGCGCUCCGUGGACUAGACUGGCAUGGAGCGCUCCGUGGACUAGACUGGCAUGGAGCGCUCCGUGGACUAGACUGGUAUGGAGCGCUCCGUGGACCUUUAUGGAGAGCUCCGUGGACUAGAAUGGUAUGUUGUGUGUAGGGUACGCCAUAGACUGGUAUGGAGCGCCCCGUGGACUAGACUGGUAUGGAGCGCUCCGUGGACUGGUAUGGAGAGCUCCAUGGACUAGACUGGUAUGUUGUGUAUAGGGUACGCUGUGGACUGGUAUGGAGCGCUCCGUGGACUGGUAUGGAGCGCUCCGUGGAAUAGACUGGUAUGUUGUGUAUAGGGUAUGCCAUAGACUGGUAUGGAGCGCUCCGUGGACUAGACUGGUAUGUUGUCUGUAGGGUACGCCAUAGACUGGUAUGGAGCGCUUCGUGGACUGGUAUGGAGCGCUCCGUGAACUAGACUGGUAUGUUGUGUGUAGGGUACGCCAUAGACUGGUAUGUUGUGUAUAGGGUAUGCCAUAGACUGGUAUGGAGCGCUCCGUGAACUAGACUGGUAUGUUGUCUGUAGGGUACGCCAUAGACUGGUAUGGAGCGCUUCGUGGACUGGUAUGGAGCGCUCCGUGAACUAGACUGGUAUGUUGUGUAUAGGGUACGCCAUAGACUGGUAUGGAGCGCUCCGUGGACUAGACUGGUAUGGAGCGCUCCGUGGACUGGUAUGGAGCGCUCCGUGGACUAGACUGGUAUGUUGUGUAUAGGGUAUGCCAUAGACUGGUAUGGAGCGCUCCGUGGACUGGUAUGGAGCGCUCCAUGGACUGGACUGGUAUGUUGUGUAUAGGGUACGCCAAAGACUGGUAUGGAGCGCUCCGUGGACUAGACUGGUAUUGAGCGCUCCGUGGACUGGUAUGGAGCACUCCGUGGACUGGACUGGUAUGUUGUGUAUAGGGUAUGCCAUAGACUGGUAUGGAGCGCUCCGUGGACUAGACUGGUAUGUAGCGCUUCGUGGAUUGGUAUGGAGCGCUCCGUGGACUAGACUGGUAUGUAGCGCUCCGUGGACUAGACUGGUAUGGAGAGCUCCGUGGACUAGACUGGUAUGGAGAGCUCCGUGGACUGGUAUGGAGCGCUCCGUGGACUAGACUGGUAUGGAGAGCUCCGUGGACUGGUAUGGAGCGCUCCGUGGACUGGACUGGUAUGGAGAGCUCCGUGGACUAGACUGGUAUGUUGUGUAUAGGGUACGCCAUAGACUGGUAUGGAGCACUCUGUGGACUAGACUGGUAUGGAGAGCUCCGUGGAAUAGACUGGUAUGUUUUGUAUAGGGUACACCAUAGACUGGUAUGUUGUGUAUAGGGUACACCAUAGACUGGUAUGUUGUGUAUAGGGUACACCAUAGACUGGUAUGUUGUGUAUAGGGUACACCAUAGACUGGUAUGUUGUGUAUAGGGUACGCCAUAGACUGCAUGCUUCAACAGUUUGACAUUUCACCCGUUUUCCUUUUGAGCUUUGCCUUUCCUUCAGAUGUGGUUGUUUUAUCAUAUUUAGGGACAUCCUUAAAUGGUUGUUUUUCCUGUGUUUUAUAUUGUACAACAGACGAUGACACUAACACCGUGUAAAUGUGAUCAGUGGUGAUAGUUGCUGGUUGAAAAUACAAGGACCUUCUAAUCAGUACAUUUGCAUGAGCAGAGUUUUGGCUUUCCGUGGUGACAUCACCAUGCUGUAUAGACCAAUAACAAAGAGUUCCAAUCCUCUGCUAAUAACAGCUAGUUCAAACAUUCUUGAGUUUUUUGCUAAAAAGCUAUUUGUUCCCAUUUUAAUGGAAAUCUAUUACAGUAAGGUACUUAACUGUUACUCAGAAAGGAUUUGAUAUUGAUGUAAAAACGUCUGCAUUCAGCCUUUAACAUGGACCUCCACUCUGAAGGUGUUGAAUAUUUUGUUGUGUGUGGACAGGGCCGGCCUUGCCUUUUUAGGGCCCUAACCUAAAACAUAUUUUUUUUGGGGGGGGGGACACCG
Molecule: messenger RNA, 4957 nt
Organism: Oncorhynchus mykiss (rainbow trout)
Lineage: Eukaryota; Metazoa; Chordata; Actinopteri; Salmoniformes; Salmonidae
Gene: abi2a
Product: abl interactor 2a
Biological process (GO): neuron migration
Cellular component (GO): lamellipodium; SCAR complex; actin-based cell projection
Molecular function (GO): signaling adaptor activity; SH3 domain binding
Source: RefSeq, a predicted model, not a curated record